AUGAGAAUACAUGACCUAAUACAUACACAAGGAGUGCAGAAAUGGGAAAUAAGAUCAAACAACUACCACUUUAUAAACAUUUCAUGUACACUAUAUAAAAGAGAAAAUGUUGUUCAGUUUGUUAGAAGCAGAAGACGUGAACGAAUGGGGCAUGUUCAGAGAGCAGAUGGAAAACUUAUGAUUGGAAAUCAUAAACGAAGAAAUGGAAGGGACGAGAACACGGGAGAGACCGCGCCGAAGAUGGAUGGACAGUGUGCAGGAGAUCAUGAUCGAACUUACGCAAUCAAGAAAAAUAAAUUGGAACAUAUCAGAGGAAAGAGAGAAGAGCAAAAUGGAAAGAAUUAG
Messenger RNA from Cinara cedri, 345 nucleotides. The record is from the annotation of a GenBank genome assembly. NCBI's taxonomy places the organism in Eukaryota, Metazoa, Arthropoda, Insecta, Hemiptera, Aphididae.